Molecule: messenger RNA, 1265 nt
Organism: Hypoxylon trugodes
Lineage: Eukaryota; Fungi; Ascomycota; Sordariomycetes; Xylariales; Hypoxylaceae
Product: NAD(P)-binding protein
Exons: 2
Coding region: 246-1205 (319 amino acids)
Molecular function (GO): oxidoreductase activity
Source: RefSeq, a predicted model, not a curated record
UGAUGUUGUGGGGCUUGAGAGACGAUAAUACGUACGGAGACGACGAAGCUCUCUCAACCAAUCACGACCAAUAUGUCCUCUGGUGCUUACUUAGCUACAUGUAGCUCUAAGCAAAGAGUAGAAUACCCCGCAAUGAAGUAAAAUGUUGUGAUCCCGAUAUUCCCGUCCGACUUUCUAUCCCUCAACAACACAACCUAUCACCUAGACUAGCACUGUAAAUAUCCGUAGAUAAUUGACUAUCAAAUAUGGCUGCUGAACUGCCAUCUAAAAUCCUCAUCGUCGGAGCGACGGGGAAUAUUGGGAAAUAUAUUACGAAUGCCAUUGUCUCAGCCGAACCUCGUAUCGGCAAGCAGGUUUCUAUAUUCACAUCGCCUGCCACAGCGUCAAGCGAAAGCAAGCAAGCUGUAUUGUCACCAUGGAAGGCGAAGGGAGUGUCGAUCAUCAGCGGGGACAUCAACAAUCCCGACGAUAUUAGAAAGGCCUACGUCGGAAUUGAUACUGUUGUCUCUUGCUUAGGAAAAAACGCAUUAGCUAGUCAAAUUGAACUCCUCAAGCUUGCAGAGGAAAGUAAGGACGUGCAAUGGUUCUUCCCUAGCGAGUACGGGACGGAUAUUGAGUACGAUGCCUCGAGCAAGGACGAAAAGCCACAUCAGAACAAGCGUAAAGUGCGGGCAUACAUCCAUGAGAAUCUGAAAAGGGUCAAAUGUACCUAUGUCGUCACCGGCCCAUACAUCGAAAUGUAUUUGCCGCUGAUGCCAACAGCUAAAGAAGCUGGAGGCUACGAUGUCAAAUCGAAGGCAGCGGUAGUCAUUGGGGAUGGUAAUGGGAAGGUUGGGUUCACAAGCAUGCCCGACGUUGGGAAGUUGGUGGUUGCAGCUCUUCAACACCCCGAGGCGUCGCUAGGCAAGAUACUUAAAGUGCAGUCCUUUGUUACAACGCCAAAUGCCAUCGUUGCCGAGUUUGAGAGGCAGACGGGAGCGAAAUGGACGAUAGAGAAGGUACCAAACCAGAGGCUUCGCGAAGUCGAGAAGGAGAGUUGGGAUGCUAAUAACCCGUUGGCGACGGUUUACACAUUGAAACGGAUUUGGGCCGAAGGUGGUACGCUCUAUGAGAAGACAGAUAAUGAGGUUCUAGGUCUUAAGCCGGAAGACAUGGAACCAUUGAGUAUCGCUGUAGGGAAGGCUAUCAGAGGAGAAAGGUUUUAGGGAUAUUCUCAUACAUUGUGGGGUGUUAUCUCCGUGUUUUCUAGGAAAUGUGAAAAGGUG